Molecule: messenger RNA, 1354 nt
Organism: Mollisia scopiformis
Lineage: Eukaryota; Fungi; Ascomycota; Leotiomycetes; Helotiales; Mollisiaceae
Exons: 1
Coding region: 292-1254 (320 amino acids)
Source: RefSeq, a predicted model, not a curated record
GCUUUCCAGCGGCGCAGCUACCACUUCGUACACUUCGUACACUUCGUACAGUACAGUAGCACCAACAUGUCAAGCCUUGUAAGGGAGGAUGAACCAAGAUCGUUUCUUGAUUCAGAGAAGGGGGUGGAGCGUUCAGCUGUGAUCACGUAAAGUGCGUUGAUCCAUAUCAAGUCUGCAGUUCCCUUUUCUGUGCUGGGUUUCCUUCCCUCCUUCCCUCCUUUCCGCUCGUCUUCUUUCUUUCCUGUCCUUUCUUGCUGCUGCUGCUGUUCGUUCUCAAGGCAACAUUCAACCAUGAAGCCCAGCAUAUCUCUACCAACCCUCCUCACCCUCCCCUUCCUCUUCCCCCUCAUCUCCUCAACCUGCUACCUCCCCGACGGCACCCUCGCCCCGGGCGCCUACCGCUGCAACAACGCGACCUCGGGCGCCUCGACCUGCUGCGAAAUCGGCUCCGUCUGCUGGUCCAACGGCGUCUGCCAGAAGCAAACCAACGGCAUCACAGACUGGAUUCGGCUCGGCUGCACAGAUCCCACAUGGAGCGAUCCGGCGUGUCUGCACGCGUGCAUGGACAUCACGAAGAAUGCGGUGGGCGUGAGACCGUGUGGGGGCAUCACGGGCACGAGUUAUUGUUGUGAUUUGACGCCGGGGGAUCCGGGGAAUAUGAGUUGUUGCUCCACGACCGCGGAUCUGUUUAGCGUGCCGGCCGCGACGGUGGAGGCUACUGUGCUUGCGGUGCCGGUUUCGACUUUCGUGAGUAGCUCGAGCUCGAGUUCGAGUUCGAGUUCUUCGGCGACGAGCUCAGCGACUCCCGUUUCGACGGCGAGUUUGGUGUCGAGUACUUCUUCACCGCCAGCAGCUUCGUCAACGGGCUCCUCUGGACUUUCAACGGGUGCUCAGGCAGGUAUUGGGAUCGGCGUCUCAUUAGGCGUCAUCUCAGCCGCGGCCCUGGGAUUCUUCUUCUUCUGGCGUCGACGGAAGAAUAGCAACGGAUACAACGCCACGAGCCCCAAGACCUCUGAACAAGGGUAUAACUCUGAGCCUGGACAAUGGACUGGAACGGGGUAUGGCGGGUGGAACGCAUUUGCGGAGCCCAAGCCCAGUUACGGGCAGCAGGGACAGGUGUGGAGUUCUGUGACGCCGGCUCCGGCUGCGAGCGCGCCGCCGGAGGAGUUGGAGGACACGGAGUUGAGGUCCCCGGCUGAGUUGAGUAGUCCCGGACAUGAGUAUCAUGAGUUGGAGACGCCGAGGACGAGGUGAUGGAUGGAGGAGUGGGAGGGAGUGCAUAUAUUUCAUGAGGCGUUUCGGGAGGCUUGAGUGUGGAGACAUAUCGCCUGGUUGGGAUGGAGUAGGAGGAGUU